Molecule: messenger RNA, 1244 nt
Organism: Lycium ferocissimum
Lineage: Eukaryota; Viridiplantae; Streptophyta; Magnoliopsida; Solanales; Solanaceae
Product: cytokinin riboside 5'-monophosphate phosphoribohydrolase LOG8-like
Exons: 7
Coding region: 401-1060 (219 amino acids)
Biological process (GO): cytokinin biosynthetic process
Cellular component (GO): nucleus; cytosol
Molecular function (GO): hydrolase activity, hydrolyzing N-glycosyl compounds
Source: RefSeq, a predicted model, not a curated record
CUUUAUAUAUAAAUCAUGAAAACAGGACUCUCCUCUCCAUGAUACGUAGUACCCUUUCCCCCUUUAUUUUUGUCAUUAGGAAUAUUAAUUAGUAGUAAUUACUCCUUAAUUCAAUCUUAUUAGUUUUUAAUUGCUUACUUGUUUAAUUUAAUAAAGACUUGUUGAUUACUUGAUUGUAUAUUGUCUUCUUAAUUCUUGAUCAAUCUAAGCAAUAUCUAGAUUGUCUCUUACCUUGUCUUGUGUGUCACUCCUUACCUUUUUUAUAUUUUUAGUUUUUAUUUCUUGAUAUUCCAUUUACACUCAUAGCGCCGUACAGAGAGGAGAUUCUGUAAAAAGUCUAAAUAAAGGAGAGUUUUUUUUUUUUUUUGAGAUUUAAUCAGAAGGGGUUGAAAGUUUAUCAAUGGAAAGCAAUAGUAAUAGAAGCAACUUCAAGAAAAUUUGUGUUUUUUGUGGAAGUAACCCUGGCCACAGGAAAGUGUUCAGUGAUGCUGCUAUUGACUUGGGGAUUGAAUUGGUAAAUAGGAAGAUUGACUUGGUCUAUGGUGGUGGAAGUGUUGGAUUGAUGGGGUUGAUUUCCCAGAGAGUCUAUAAGGGUGGUUGCCAUGUCCUUGGGGUCAUCCCGAAAGCUCUUGUGCCUGUUGAGAUAUCAGGUGAAAGUGUUGGUGAUGUAAAGAUUGUAUCGGACAUGCAUGAGCGGAAAGCUGAAAUGGCUAGUCAGGCUGAUGCCUUUAUUGCACUUCCAGGCGGAUAUGGAACCAUGGAGGAGACUCUGGAAAUGAUAACAUGGGCACAACUUGGAAUUCACAAAAAGCCGGUUGGUUUGCUAAAUGUUGAGGGUUAUUAUAAUUCUUUGCUUACACUGUUUGACAAUGGUGUUGAAGAAGGUUUCAUUAAGCCAGGGGCUCGUGACAUUGUUCUUGCUGCUCCUACAGCCAGAGAGCUUUUAAGCAAGAUGGAGCGAUAUACUCCUUCACAUGACCAUGUUGCUCCCCAUGAAAGCUGGCACAUGGAGGAGUUGGCUUAUCCAGGAAAACAGUCUCCAACACAUUCUCCACAAUAGAGUCUGAUAUGAUUCAUCAUCAUUAACUCUUGGAUGAGAAUUUAUUCAGGUGGAGCCACAUAUAAUGCAUCAUCGUGUACUUUUGUCAUUCUUUGCGGUUACAUUUAGUACAAUCAUCGUUGGUGUUUUGCAUAAGCUAACAUUGAUUUAUAAAUUGGUCAAUGGAUGCACUAUUUUGUGAUUA